Messenger RNA from Drosophila rhopaloa, 3289 nucleotides. It is a transcript of the gene Fas3, whose product is annotated as fasciclin-3. The transcript has 7 exons. Gene Ontology annotation, cellular component: adherens junction. The record is from RefSeq and is a predicted model, not a curated record. The coding region runs from base 625 to 2295 and encodes 556 amino acids. NCBI's taxonomy places the organism in Eukaryota, Metazoa, Arthropoda, Insecta, Diptera, Drosophilidae. Gene Ontology annotation, biological process: heterophilic cell-cell adhesion; homophilic cell-cell adhesion.
CGGAGCGGAUUCAGUCGUUUGGUAACUGUUGCAUUCGGCACUUCGUUCGCUCGUUGCCCUCAGUCGCUUUUGAAUUCCGUGUGGGUGGGCAUAGCACAGCACAUCGUUCGUCAUUCGUCGUUCGGCUUUCUUGGGUUCGGCAUUUCGUGAUUCGGGUCGGAAUCGUAUUAACUAAACCUGCGUCCGUGUGCGUUAGGUUAGCCGGCCAUUGAGCACUACCACAGCCGAAGGCAGCGCGUCCGUGUGUGUUUAUCACAGUGGCAUAUUCUUCGAUUAGCUAGCUGGCAGCAAACCCUACCGAUCGGAUAUACCCCUCAAAUAAAUAGUAAAAAUAAUACCAACGAGUAAAAUUGAAAAUUGAAACAAAACAUACACAAUACACUCCCCAAAACACACUCUCACACACAACACACAAAAAAUAUAAACCACAGCCUCAGCGGCCGUAAAGUGCCACCAAAAAGUACUUACUUUUAUGCAUGAAAAGCUGAAGCAAGUGCAACCUAAAGCCGGAGUGACAUCAAAAAAUAUAUACAUAUAAAGAAAAACAAAAAAAUAAACAGGGGAUAACAGCACACACGCAGAGAGAGAAAAUAAAGGAAGCCAAAGGAAGUCAGCAGCAAAAUCAUGUCACGGAUCGUUUUUAUAUGUCUCGCAGCCAUCUUAACAGAUGCGCUCACCUGGGCCCAAGUGAAUGUGGAACCCAACACAGCGCUCCUCAACCAAGGAGAUCGCACCGAGCUGCUCUGCCGCUAUGGAAGAGCCAUCAACUACUGCCGCAUCGAGAUCCCCGGCGAGCCGAAGGUCCUCAACUUGUCGCCGGAGUGGAGCAAGACCCCCGGAUUCGCGUACUUCGGAGGCGGUCUUACGGCCGGACACUGCGGCGUCAGCAUCGAGCGGGUGAAGGCCAGCAACAAUGGCCAGGUCAAGUGCAGUCUGGGCGUCGAGGGAGAGGAGCUGGAGGGCGUCAUCGACCUGGUGGUGGCAAUGCGUCCCGAACAGCCCAUUAUCGAGCUGCUGUCGAAGCCAAAUCGCGAGGGCUACUUUAACGAGGGAACUGAAUUCAACGCGCGCUGCAGCGUUAGCAAGGGUCGCCCGCCGGCGAAUAUCACGUGGUACAUCGACAACAUGCCGGCCAACAAGCGCACCACUCCCCUGGAGUACCUCACCACCACCGAUAACAAUGUGGAGCUCACAACCACCGUGGGGGAAAUCCAGUGGCAUUUGUCGGCCGAGGACAGCAACCGGAAACUGGUCUGCCGCUCACACCACCAAACCGAUCGCGAAAGUCUUCCUCCGCAAGAGGCCGCCUACAUCAUCAAUGUGCGAUAUGCCCCCGUCCACCAGCCAGAUGCCGCCGUGUACGGCCUGUAUCUCGAGCACACUGCCAUUGUGAACAUCACAAUCCGAGCCAGUCCGCAGCCCAAGAUCGAAUGGAGCAUCGAUGGAGCGGUUGUGGGUCAGGGUCGCACCGACGGACGCUAUUCGGCAUAUGAACCCCAGUAUCUGGGCAACGAUGAGUACAAUGUGACUCUGGCCAUCGCCGGUCUGACUCUGGAGGAUACCACGAAAAUCUACAAUCUGAGGGCCAGCAAUGAACUGGGACUGACGGACUACAAGGUGCGAAUCAGUUCGUCGAGCAAACCGCCCAGCAGCAGCCUGGAUGUGGCCGCAAUUGUUGGCAUUGUGGUUGCCGUUGCCGUUUUGGUCCUGGUUGUUCUACUGAUUGUGUUUGCACGAGCCACUGGCCGAUGGUGUUUUGGCGGUAAAUCAAUUAAGACGCCCACAAACGAAACCAGCGACACCGAAAGCGCCGAUAUAAAAGCCACAUCAUCAACGGCCACCGCCACAACGACGAUGGGCGGAGUGGGCGUGUCGGCCGAGGAGGAGGAAACCGUUAACGAACAGGAGAACACACAGCAGCAACAACAACAACAACAGCAGCAGAAGAAGGCCAAGAGAUUGCCGGCUUUUGCCGCCGCAAUUUUAAAGCGUUUCAACGAAAAGGAUUCAAGGAAGUACAAGGAUAACCAGGAGUCGAUGAAUAUUGUGGAGGGAAGCGAACAGGAGAAUCCAGCAGGCAACAAUGCCAUCGAUGGCAAUGACAAUGAACCAAAGCAAGACAAACAACUCGUCUAUGCUGAACUUGUACUAAAACCAGCCAAUGAGACAACAACAGCAGCAACACCAGCACCAACAACAGCAACAACACCUGAAGGAACUGGCGUCGGGGUUAAAAGUUCAACGGAAUACGCCGAAAUAGUGUACGUGCAAAAGGGAGGCGAAAGCAAAAAAUAAUCUAUCCCAACUAAAAAAACACCCUGGGAGGCUGACACAAAUAAAACAUAAAACUGGAUGCACAAAAAUUAAGGAGCAGCAACGUAAACAAAAACCCAGUGCAGCAUAAACAUAAACUUUACAUUGAUAUUAAGUAUGCAGAAAAAAAUAAGAAUAAAAUGUCUUAAGUGGUUUUUCAAAAACUUCUUGAAUGUGUGUACUAAAAUCUAAUGAAAUGUGAAACUAAAAACAUAAAAGCAAAAAAAUAAACUUAUACAACGUAAACUUAAUUCUCCGCACAGAAAUCUUGACACAGGACACGCUCCCCAAUAUGUACCCCUCCUCCCUCAGCCCACACAUUAAAUCAAAUUUACAACAUGAUAAAAAACGAAAGAGAACCUUAAAAAAGCUAAAAGAAUAUUUGCAAAACAAACUAUAUAUAAAUAAAAUUUACAUAAACAUAGGCAAGAGAAAAAAAGCAUUUGAAAAUCUCAAUUAUUUACAUAAAUGUCUCGCAUUUAAGCUAAAUGUAAAUUUAAGACAAGAUGCAACACAACAAAAAAUACAAACUAUGCAAAAUUAAGUAAACUUAUUUAGACGAACCUUAAAUUAUUUUUACGCAAACAUUUUUGUACACAUCGCCGUUUUGAAUAUGCAAAAUUAGUAUUCUAACAAUUUAGGCAGCCAGAAAAAAGCAUUUAACAAAAUAAUACAAAAAUUCGAUAGAGAACAAUUUACCGAACAUCUCUUGCAACUAAAAGUAUUCUAUCAUAAUUAAUUUUGUUUUUUUUCUCUUAACGAUAUCCAUCCAUUUUCCAUACAACUGGCAAUUAAUGUUAUUAUUUAAAACCAUUUUAACAAUUACGUAUUAAUUGAUAAUUGAAUAAGUUAAGUGCAUAAAUUAAUUACAAUGUACUUUCAUGAUGAUGAUUGAUUUUUGUAUUUUGUAAGUUAUAAUUUGUAUAAAGUUAAGCUGAACAAGAAACUUUUUUGAAUAAAAUUCUUUACCAUAUGA